Rattus rattus (black rat) is the source of this 5129-nucleotide messenger RNA. RefSeq names its product sarcolemma associated protein (gene Slmap). Gene Ontology annotation, biological process: regulation of voltage-gated sodium channel activity; regulation of membrane depolarization during cardiac muscle cell action potential; protein localization to plasma membrane. The record is from RefSeq and is a predicted model, not a curated record. The transcript has 20 exons. The coding region runs from base 1198 to 3447 and encodes 749 amino acids. NCBI's taxonomy places the organism in Eukaryota, Metazoa, Chordata, Mammalia, Rodentia, Muridae. Gene Ontology annotation, molecular function: protein binding.
ACUACGGCACGGGAGACGGCGGAGGAGGGCCCUUGAAAAGGGUGCGCGUUCUCGUAGCGGUGCACCCGGUAGGUUUCAGUCAGAGUCACUAUGGCGGCCAACGCUGGCAAGGUCGGAAAGUUUCCUGCCUCGUCCGCCACCGCCUGAGCUUGCCGCACUGGCUGCGAGUGGAGGAGGCUGCGGCGGACCCAGCCCCGGCCUCCAGGCCUCUCCCUCCACCUCCGGGCCAGCCUCCCUCCCCCACACCGUCGUCCUCCGGGAGCUGCCAGUCCCUGAGAUGCGACCCUCGCGAGGACGCUCCUGAGGGGAGGUGGCCCAUGUGCUGAGCAGCAGCGCCCAGAGCUCAAGGAACCAACUUCCCGCCGGCCCGGGCGCCCAAGCCUCCUUGGGGUAGCUCCUCGCUCUGUCCGCACCGGCCUGCAGAGCCGGGUCCCCGCCCUGGUCCGGGGACACCCGCCAGGUGCUCGGGACUCGCGAUCCAGGGACCGCCCGUGUCCCGGCCGCCCUCCCACGCCUCCAGCUCGGGAUCGCAGCCUCGGCUCACGCUGGGCCGGGGACCCCUGCCACUCCCGGGCGGCCUCGGCGCAGCAGGGCAAUGCAGCCCAGCCCGCUGGCCCUCUAGCCCUCCUCGUCGUCUGUCCCCGCACCUCUUCUCAUCCCCGAGGCCCCUGAGGACCGGUGGUGGCUGCCCGGAGGUCCUUCACUCCUCUUCCUCGGGCCCCAGAGGACCUUCCUGGCUGAGCCGAGUCAACCCUCUUCAUGCUGCAGUGCCGCACCGUUUCCGCUACCGAAGGGGAGAAGUGGCCGGGAUCUCAAACAAAACACAAGUAUUUGUGUGUGACUCAUCUGCUCGGAUACCUCCCGUCCCCAAACUGUCUUCCAGGAGUUUCCUUGGCCGAAGCUGCCCAAUGUUUGAGCUUUUUCUUCCUAGGGAAGAUGGACUGAAAGCUGCUAGUUGGGGACUUUUUUUGGUCAAGGAGCCUCUGUAUUUUAAAGGAGGUGAUGGGGCUUGCUCUGGCUUGUCUUCCUGCCCAAUUGAAGAGUUGUUGAUGUUCACUGGUUAUGCUUAGACAAUGCACAGUUUGUUUUAAUUUAAAAAUUUUGGGGGGAUAGGGGUGUAGGCUUGUGAAGAGCAUUCCGAAUCUGGAGGAGCUCCUCGUUAUCCCUGGUCCAGACACCCCCCCCAGCCUGUCCUCGAUGCCGUCAGCCUUGGCCAUCUUCACUUGCCGCCCGAACUCACACCCGUUUCAGGAGCGACAUGUCUACCUGGACGAGCCCAUCAAGAUCGGCCGCUCAGUGGCACGCUGUCGACCAGCGCAGAAUAAUGCCACCUUUGACUGCAAAGUGCUGUCAAGGAACCAUGCUCUCGUCUGGUUUGAUCACAAGACGAGCAAGUUUUACCUCCAAGACACUAAAAGUAGUAAUGGUACCUUUAUAAAUAGCCAGAGAUUGAGUCGAGGCUCUGAAGAAAGUCCACCAUGCGAAAUUCUUUCUGGUGACAUUAUCCAGUUUGGGGUAGAUGUGACAGAGAACACACGGAAAGUUACCCAUGGGUGUAUUGUUUCCACAAUAAAACUUUUUCUACCAGAUGGUAUGGAAGCCCGACUCCGUUCAGAUGUCAUCCAUGCUCCAUUACCGAGUCCUGUAGACAAAGUUGCUGCUAACACUCCAAGUAUGUAUUCUCAGGAACUAUUCCAACUUUCUCAGUAUCUACAGGAGGCCUUACAUCGGGAACAGAUGUUGGAACAGAAGUUAGCCACACUUCAGCGGCUGCUGGCCAUCACCCAAGAGGCUUCAGAUACUAGUUGGCAGGCUUUAAUAGAUGAAGAUAGACUCUUAUCACGGUUAGAAGUUAUGGGGAACCAGUUGCAGGCAUGCUCCAAAAAUCAAACAGAAGAUAGCUUACGGAAGGAGCUGGUAGCGUUGCAGGAGGAUAAACAUAGCUAUGAAACCACAGCCAAAGAGUCCCUGAGGCGGGUUCUUCAGGAGAAAAUCGAAGUGGUUAGAAAACUCUCAGAAGUGGAGCGGAGUCUGAGUAACACUGAAGAUGAAUGUACCCACCUGAAGGAGAUGAAUGAGCGGACUCAGGAAGAGUUGAGAGAAUUAGCCAAUAAAUAUAAUGGAGCAGUUAAUGAAAUUAAAGAUUUAUCUGAUAAAUUAAAGGCAGCAGAGGGAAAACAAGAGGAAAUCCAGCAGAAGGGACAAGCCGAGAAGAAAGAAUUACAGGCUAAAAUCGAUGACAUGGAAGAAAAAGAACAAGAGCUCCAGGCAAAAAUAGAAGCUUUGCAAGCUGAUAACGAUUUCACCAACGAGAGGCUGACAGCUUUACAAGAGAAGCUGAUGGUCCAGGGGCAUCUAACCAAAGUGGUGGAGGAAUCCAAGCUUUCCAAAGAAAACCAGGCAAAAGCAAAGGAAUCUGACUUAUCAGAUACUCUGAGUCCAAGCAAAGAAAAAAGCAGCGACGACACUACAGACGCCCAGAUGGAUGAGCAAGACCUGAAUGAACCCCUGGCUAAGGUGUCUCUGUUAAAAGCUCUUUUGGAAGAAGAACGAAAAGCCUAUCGAAGUCAAGUUGAGGAGUCAGCUAAACAAAUCCAGGUUCUUCAAGUCCAGCUGCAGAGGCUACACAUGGAUAUGGAGAAUCUCCAGGAGGAAAAGGACACUGAGAUUUCUAGCACGAGAGAUAAAUUGCUGAGUGCUCAAGAUGAGAUUUUGCUCCUUCAUCAAGCAGCAGCAAAGGCUGUGUCUGAGCGGGACACUGACUUUAUGUCUUUGCAAGAAGAGCUCAAGAAGGUGAGAGCAGAGCUUGAGGGCUGGAGGAAAGCAGCAUCUGAGUAUGAGGAGGAAAUCAGAAGUCUGCAGAGCACUUUCCAACUUAGAUGUCAGCAGUGUGAAGUCCAGCAAAGAGAGGAGGCCAAAAGGUUGCAAGGUGAACUAGAGAAGUUGAAAAAGGAAUGGGAUGUACUGGAAAAUGAGUGCCGUUCUCUGAAAAAGGAGAAUGUGUUAUUGUCAUCAGAACUGCAGCGGCAAGAGAAAGAAUUGCACAAUUCUCAGAAGCAAAGUUUGGAGCUCACGAGUGACCUCAGCAUCCUUCAAAUGACUAGGAAAGAACUCGAGAACCAAAUGGGAUCCUUGAAAGAACAACACCUUCGGGAUGAAGCUGACUUAAAAACUCUUCUCAGUAAGGCUGAAAACCAAGCCAAGGAUGUACAGAAAGAGUAUGAAAAGACACAGACUGUACUCUCUGAACUGAAGUUGAAGUUUGAAAUGACUGAGCAGGAAAAGCAAUCAAUCACAGAUGAGCUCAAACAAUGUAAAGACAACCUGAAGCUGCUGCGAGAGAAAGGAAAUAAUAAACCCUGGCCCUGGAUGCCCAUGUUGGCGGCCCUGGUUGCGGUGACAGCUAUGGUGCUGUAUGUACCAGGUCUGGCCAGAGCUUCUCCAUGACAGUGUGUCUUGAGUCUGUACACCGUCCUCCCUCUAGAAGCUGGCACCACAGUCAUGCUGGGGACAAGCAGAACCAUUUUCUUCCUUUUUACCUCUUAAAACAACAGAGUGCAAGAAGACAGCUGUAGGGUCAUUGCUUUAACUUAUAUAAACUCUAUCUGUCUAUAGAGAGGAUAUAAAGUUGUGAAUUUAUUCGGUUUUACAUAUAAUUUUUAAAUUAGUAUGUUGAGAUUCUGAAUAUUAUGGUGGCCUAAAGUAGGCUUCUUAGUGCACCAAAUUAUUUAUACCAUAAAUUUAUAGAUAUUUUACUCUGAAUUCUAAUGGCCACACAAUUCAUUUUUCUGAUUUGAUAACUACUCAAACCAAACAACCAGUACAUACAUGGGAAGAGAGGCCCUGUGUGCUCAGUGCCUAUCAGUCUGAAUACACACACACACACACACACACACACACACACACACACACACACACACACACACAUUUUUUUUUUAACAUAUUUUACGCCAUUUUUACUUGUUAUAAAACCACUGAGCUAUUGGGAACAAGACUUAGACUUUUUUUUUUUUUUAAGGAAAAAUAUUCUCUUAUGGUGAUAAUUCGGGGAAUCCAUACAUGUUUGUUCAGCCUUAAUGUGACUUGAAGAUGGGAAGGACAUCAGCUUUGAGUUUGUGUUUUCUUGAGCAAACUGAAAUAUUACUGGGAGCAAAAACAUAAUUGCAUAAUUUCAGUGCAAUCAACCAAACUGUUGAGUGAAUUGGAAUGUAACUUACUAAACCUCAUGUAUUUAAGAAAUGUUUUCUUUGAAAGCCAAGCUCCCUUCUCAUAUACAGCAGUUUAGAAAGCAUGAUUUUUUCCUGUCAUCUGUUCCUCCAAGCAUGUUUAAUUGAAGGAAGAAUUAUAUCUGUCUAGAUAAGCUUUGUUGACUUAAUUUGGUUUUGAUGUGGAGCUAAUUCACAUUCAGGGCGAGCUGAUGUUCCCAGCUAGCAGAUUUCUUGGUUGGGUAUACAAAUGGUCCUUCUCUCUUUGUUGAUGAUUGGAACAGCACUCUUCCCAAGGUCGGUAGUGUUCUGCGCACAGUGACACACGUAAGCACUGCUUGGCAUUGUGCAUUUACACAGAGGUUAAGUUUCGCUGUGGUUUUGUGCGGCACCAUAGUGAUGUCAAUAUCCAAGUAUCACAUAUUAAAUUCCCUUCGGUCCAUGGAGACUGGAGGGGGACAUCAAUGCAUUGGCUGGAAUACCCAGACCUAGCCAGAUAGCGAGAAAGGAGUUUAGGAUAUCAUUUGCCUCGUGAUGUUUGGCAGUCAUUGUUUUUACUUUAAAAGUUGUAUUUAAAGCUAUUGGGAUUAUUGCCGGGAGAAUCACUAGAUUUAUGGAGGAGUUAGCCACAAGUGACUUGUAGAAAAUACUGUCGUAUAGUCAUUUUACCAUUCUCUGUUGCAGCAAGCCACUCCACCACAGAGUGCUAAUGCCAGUGGCACCCAGCACCUCUUGUAUAUAGUUAUUGCAAAUACUGUUCUGAAAUGCAUAACUUCAAAAUUACCUUUUUUAAAGUAAAUAAUUGUUUGAAAUCUAUUUUGUAAAGAUAAAACGUACAAUAGAAUUUCUGGAGUACAGAUUAAACUAUUUGCACUAACACACGUGAUGUGCAUGAUUUAAUAAAAUAACUUUAAUCUCCCUUUG